Oppiella nova is the source of this 1344-nucleotide messenger RNA. The record is from the annotation of a GenBank genome assembly. NCBI's taxonomy places the organism in Eukaryota, Metazoa, Arthropoda, Arachnida, Sarcoptiformes, Oppiidae.
AUGGAUUCAAUGAGAAACAAACAAGAGUUCAAUGAAUUGACUCAAGAGUUGAGUGAAAGGAAUGGUAAGACAUAUGACACACACGACAGACAAUUGGAGGACAAUCUGAAGACAAGUGAUGCCGAGUGUGAGGACACUGUCGAUGACACCAUUACUCACGAGUCGAGCGAACCAAUUGAGAAGAGAUGUGUUCCUCGAAGACAAUUGAAUGUUAGAGAAGUGGAAGAAUGCGGUCAAAGAGAUACGGAUUACAGAGAAAGUGUUUCAAACAAUGUUAAGACCGAUGAGGAAGAUAUGAAGAGUUUAAUACAAAAAGUCAGUUAUGGCUUCGACCCUCAGACCAAUGAAUACAAGUGUCCCAAAAGUGGUUGCAAUAAGUGUUUCUAUAAUCAUAUUUCAGCCAUAAAUCACAUUAAGAGAAGUCAUUGUAUCGGCAAAAGACGAUUCAAAGGAAUUGAUUUCGAGAAGUGUUUCGACGCGAAGACUAAAUCAUAUAAAUGUCCGAAAGAGCAGUGUUUGACACCAUCGGUGUUCAACAAUCGUGAAUCCCUGUCCCAUCACGUAUGGGAUGUUCACAAAGAGAUGUCAUAUUUCUGUCAAUUUCUCGACUGUUAUAAUAAGAAGGGUUUUAAACUGAAAUCCCAAUUAACAAUGCAUUUGGACAUACAUUUCAAAGGUUAUAGAUUUGUCUGCGAUUAUAACGGCUGUCACUUCAAAUGUUUGAGGAAACCACAGUUGACCGCACAUAUCAAUGCAGUGCACUCAUCGGCGAGGGCCUACCGGUGCGACUACGACGGGUGCGGCAAAACAUUCAAAUCUCAAAACAAUCUUAACGCCCAUUCCCGCCGCCAUAGACCGGAGUUCUAUAAAUAUAAGUGUAGUUCCAAUGGAUGUGAGCGUAGGUUUGGCUCAACUCAAGAAUUGAAGAGACAUUCAACUACUCAUACAAACAUAUCUUCACAUGAAUGCCAUUACGAAGACUGCGGACAAAAGUUUUUAACAGAAGUUCAACUCCGCAAACAUCAAACGGCAGCUCAUAAUCGGAAACCGCUUGUUAGACGUCGAUAUAAACACCGGUGCGAUUGGCCGGGGUGUGAAUGGGAGGGCUAUGUUAUUAACAAGCAUAAACGACUGCAUACGGGAGAGAAGCCAUACGCGUGCGAGUGGCCAGACUGUGGCAAACGGUUUAAAGACAUAUGUUCUCUAAAAGAUCACCAAAAUAUUCACAACAAUAUUAAGCCAUAUUCCUGUCAUUGGCCGGGCUGUAUGUACCGGUGCGCCAAUUCAGCAAAUAUUGUUAAGCAUAGAAAACAAGUGCAUAAAGUACAUUCACUUAAAUCAUAG